UGACGCCGACCAAUUAGAUCCGUUCUCUUCAGCGUAAACGGAAGUGAACAUUGACCAACAACACUUUCGUACCUUAGUGUUUUUAUUGUUGUUAUUUAGACGUUUAUUAACACCCUGGAACUCAGAAUAUGACUAAUUUAACUGCAUAGCCUCACAUACGUACACCCAGGUAGUAUAUAAUUCGCGUUGGAGACAGAACUUGGUUGGCAGAUAGUAAUGCUAGGUAACUUAGCUGCUAACAAUGGCUAAAUGUAUGGUUUUUCACACUCAAAUAGCCUCCAUUAUGGAGGUGCUAGCGAAUGCAGCCGUGGCAGAGAUCUGUAAACUCGUCGACGACGACUACGCAGUGUUUCGUUUGGAAAUAACUCAAAGCCAGAAAGAAAAUAGGACAUUGCAGAGGAAACUACAGCUACUUGAACUGAAGGUGGCACGGGAGCGCGCAGAGAGGACAACUCGAGAGCGCGCCCUAGCUAGUCGUCCCAGUAGUGUCAAAAUCCUCGACCGAUACAGAGGAAUGGCAAGAGGUGAAGGACAUCUCACUGGAGGCCACAGGAGCUUUGUGAAGCCAGUAGGACACAACGUGUGGAGAGAUGACCAACCAAUAGCUAUAGAUGAGGGCAGUGGAACCUCCACCCAGCAUGUUAUCGUGAAAGCGUCUGCAGAUGCAGAGGCUGCAGGUCCUGGGUUCAAGCUGGAAAUGUAUGAAGGAAAGGAGGACCCACCGCACAGCAGAGACAUCCAGACCGGAGUGCUUGCUGUAGCCACGGAGGACCCCACCCUCGCCCCAGCACUGCCCAGGGCCCAAUGCAGCAUGACGGAGGUCAGUGGAACGCUGAACACCGUCCUCAAGUCAGAGACAGACACUGAGACUUUAACGGUGCUGGAGCGAAGGGGCUGUCCUCCUGCUCCCCGCACAGAGUAUUUAGGUUACGGGAGCCCAAGGACGGCUCUGUUCCAUCAGGACUCAGGUGAUGCGUUACAGACUGGCAAUGAUCCGUCCUGUUCAUACGCUACAGAGAUGAUACCUGGUGACAUGCCUGUGGGCUUAGAUACACAGACUAAUUCAAUGAGAGGGGACUGGAACCGGUACAAUAGUAGUGUCUACUCUGAAAUGUGUCUAGAUAAGAAAGGGGAGGGUCUGGUCAUAGAUGAGGUGACUGUGAAAGUGGAGGGUGAUGCUCUUCUGACAUGGAAUGCAGACCAGACUCACUUAGGAGAAGGACACUCUCAGGAAAACAAGAGUGACUUCUUAGACUACAGGGAAAGCUUAGAGCCAAAUCCAAAUAUUGCAACCCACUCCCCUUUACACACGCUCAAGGAACGCGACCCAGUGUCCACGUCUAUGGCACCUUCCGAUUCACACAACCAUGCCCUUAUCGAUCAGGUAUUGAACUCAAACGACAAGACUAGAGCCCUGGCCCAGGGAGGGGGAGCAACAUCAGGCGUUAAUAAGGAGAAACGGUUCUUCUGCAUGUUCUGUAACAAAGGCUUCAACUGCCCUCAGAAGGUGGAGAUCCACCAGAGGGUCCACAUAGGGGUGAAACCCUUCAGCUGUACCCAGUGUCACAUGCGCUUCUCCCUGGCUUGGAACCUGAAGAUCCACCAGAGGGUCCACACAGGGGAGAAACCUUACAGCUGUACCCAGUGUCACAUGCUCUUCUCCCACUCAUCCAGCCUGAAGAGACACCAGAGGAUCCACACAGGGAAGAAACAAUUCAGCGGCCCCUAGUGUGGGAAGACGUUCUCCCACCAGAACCAGCUGAUGAUGCACUUGAAGUUUCACACUGGAGAAAGGUCGUUUGCCUGUAUGCACUGCGGGAAGAGGUUCCCAGAGAGGAGCUACCUCAGGAUACAUAAGCAGAAAAAACAUUUGACUGUAUAAUAUAGAAAGUAACCAUUCCACUCGAUAGCUUCUGACAUUUAGAUCAAACCCUGCAUUAAAGACAGAUAGAUUUUCAUUUGGAAUAACAAGAGUAACAUAUUUCAGUGUUGAAUAUUCCUGUGUAGAAUAUUGCAUUGAGACAGUGGCCGUGUCCAAAUACCCAUACUAGCGUACGACAUACUUAAACUGCAUACUAAUUUCGGCAUUGGAUCUAGUAGAAUUCACUCACCUUUUCCCACUCACGUGUUUGACAACAGCUGAUCAUCAGAUAAAUGAAUGCUCUGUACCAAAAUGAAUGAAUGGCGGGAGUCUACGUAAUCACACAAUAGAUUAUGCAUUCAGUGUACUAUUUUCAACAUUUCAUAUACUAUAGAAUUGUAUUUUUCAGCAUACUAUUUAGUAGGCUACUAUGGGUAUUUGGACACAGGCAUUGUGUGAUUUAAGGAAUAUAUAAGCCUAAAAAGUCUGUUACAUAUCGUGUUUGUACUGUGUAGGCUAUAUGAUGUUCACAAAUGCCUAUUUCAUUACUUCCAUUCAACUACUUGAUUUUUUUCCCCAAGACACUUUUCAAUGAGAAAAAUAAUGCAGUUUGUCAAGUUCAUGCAGAUUUUUUGUUGAGACUUUUUGGGGUCAUUUUAGCAGAUGCGGUUAUCCAAAAUCUUACCAUUUUUGCAUUCAUCUUAAGAAAGCUGGGUGAGACAACCACAACACAGUCGUAGCAAGUACAUUUUUCCUCACUAAAGUACUUAUCAGCAACGUUCGGGCAGGGACUCUUCUGUCUUAACUUCAGGGGGAAGCUGGUUCCACCAUUGGAGUGCCAGGACAGAGAAGAGCUUUGACUGGUCUGAGUGGGGGCUGAUCCCUCAUAGGGGUGGGACGGCCAAGAGACAAGAGGAGGCAGAACAGAAUGCUCAGGUUUGGGUGUUGGGUUUGAGCAUAGCCUGAAGGUAGGAAAGGGCAGUUCCCCUUGCUGCUCUGUAGGCAAGCACCAUGGUCUUGUAGUUGAUGCAAGCUUUGACUGGAAGCCAGUGGAGUAUGCUGAGGAGUGGGGUGACAUGGAAGAGUUUAGGAAGGUUGAACACCAGGUGUGCUGCGGCAUUUUGUAACAGUAUUUUUAUUGGAAUUUCACAAUUCACCCAUAUUAAGAGAUACAACAACAGAGACAAAACACACAAAAAAAAACAGCACUCACUUACGCAUAUAUAUAUAUAUACAUACACACACACACACACAUGCAUGUACACACAUACAUACACACACAUGCAUACAUACCACACACACCCAUACAUAUGUACACCAUUUUCCUUUUCCCGCUCGAUGCUUCUCUCACCCCAUCCCCAUCAUUGCGUCUCUCAAUACAUACAUUUUAAACAAACUUACAAACAGAAAUUAAACAAAUGCUCAGUUUAAACCAAGAAGUUAGGUUCCACACAUGGAACGUACAGUGUAGUUCUGAAAUGCAUAGAUCCCCGCCAUUCUAAGAGAAUCCUUGCAGCAUAAUAGCUGAUACCUCAGGUUCUAGGUAAUUUAGAUAAGGUUCCCAUACUUUGUAGAACUGGUCUGUUUUAGAAUGCAAUGUACAUGUCAGAUAUUCCAGAGGCACCCAUUCAAAUAGUAUCUUAUGCCAAUCUGUAAUAGAAGGAACCUUAUCACUAAUCCACUGUAAAAGGAUGUUUUUCCUCGCUGCGAAGGUAAGGAUGUUGUAAAGCCUCCUUUUACCCACAGAAGUAACAUGCCUACUAGGGAGACCUAACAGUAAAGAAACUGGGUCCAAUUCUAGAUCAACCCCUAGGAUCUUUUCAAUUUCUUGCAGAACACCAGACCAGUAUCUUUGUAUUUUGGUACAUGACCAUAAACAAUGUGUUAGGGUGCAUGUAUCAGUUUUGCAUUUAAGACACUGAGGGGAAGAGGAAGUGGGGCUAAAAGCAUGUCUGCGAUUUGGGGAUAUAUGCAAUCUGUGUAUUAUUCUUAAUUGGAUUGCUCUAGUACAAUUACAUAUAGAUAUUGUUUUUGCAUAUCUCCAAAUGUCCUCCCACAUCUCUUCGUCAAUAGUAACAGACAAUUCUUUCUCCCACACUUGUUUCACCCUCUGUGUGUUGACAGCAGAAAAGGACCUUAAAGUAUCAUAAAACAGACUUAGACAUUUUCCUUUAUGGGGAAAAAAAGCAUUCUUUCAAUGACAGACACAUCAGGGUUACCAAUUAAGGUGGUGCUCUUCAGAAUAUAAUGUCUUACUUGUAGGAAGCGGAAAAAGUCCUGCUUUGGGAGUCGAUAUUUCUCGACCAUCUGCUCAAAUGACAAAAUCUUAUAAGCAAAUAAGUCAUUUAGCCUGCGUAUGCCCGUAUUAAGCCAAAAGUUAAAGCCAGCAUCCAGCAAUCCUGGACUGAAAUCUGGGUUGUUAAGAAUUGGGGUAAGAGCAGAGGUUAGUUUAGACCUUCCCAGGAAGCGUUGAACUGACCUCCAUACUUUGAGUGUGUUAAGUGUAACGGGAUUAUUGCAGUGAUCUUCUACAGACUUGAAGCUUCUGAAAAAUAAAAGAUCCUGUAAGGGGUAUUUUGAAAUAGAAGUCUCAAUGUCUAACCAAAUAGAGGAGUCAUCAUUUGUGAUCCAGUCAGAAAUAUAACAAAGGUGGGCACACCAUUGAUAGAACCUGAUAUUGGGCAGGUCCAAGCCGCCCAUAGAACUUGGCAGCUGCGAUAUUGCCAUCUUAAGUCUUGGCUUGCGUUUACUCCAUAUAAAAGGAACUUAGCCAUCCAUUUACAUCCUUUAUUACCUUAUUGGAGAGUAAUACUGGGAUCAUUUGGAUUGGGUAAAGUAGUCUAGGUAAAACGUUCAUUUUCAAGAGGGAUAUUCUACCCAACCAAGAAAUCGGGAGAGAGUUCCAGCGCUCCAGAUCCUGUCUUAUUGUAUCAAACAAGGGAACAAAAUUGGCUUUGUACAUUUGCUGGAAUUUAGGAGUUACAAAUAUACCCAGAUACAUGAAACCUGAGGGAGACCAUUUAAAAGGGAGGGGGGAGAAGUAUUAGGUACAGAGUGUAGGCUACCAAGUGGCAUAGUCUCUGACUUAGUUAGGUUAAUCUUGUAGCCUGAGAAUUCGCUGAAUAAUUCAAUAAUAUUAAUAAGAGAUGUAAUUGAAGUCUCGGGACUAGAGAUGAAUAUCAGGACAUCAUCAGCAUACAAGCUUAUUUUAUGGUGAACAUCACCAAUGAGCAGCCCCUGUAUAGCAGGCGUUACCCUGAUGGCCUCGGCCAGUGGUUCCAUAACGAGUGCAAAGAGGAGAGGGGAUAAAGGACAGCCCUGUCUGGUACCUCUGUGUAUAGAGAAGCUAUUUGACCUCAGCCCAUAAGUAAGGACAGCAGCCUGGGGAUCAUCAUAUAAAGCUUUCACCCAUUUUAUAAAGUUGUCCCCUAGACCAUAUUUAUUUAGAGCAAAUAAUAGUUAAGACCACUCCACACGAUCAAAUGCUUUCUCAGCAUCUAGGAAGAGCACAAGACCAUCCAUAGCACUUUGUUGGUAGGCUUGAAUUACAUUAAGAAGCCGCCUGACAUUGUUGCAUGACUUACAGCCCUUAAUGAAGCCAGUUUGGUCUCCUUUCACAAUUAGUGGCAGUGAGUCCUCUAAUCUUGUGGCUAGAAUUUUAGAAAGCAAUUUUCUAUCCACAUUCAGAAGGGAAAUUGGUCUGUACGAGGAACAAGACUGGACAUUUUCCCUUUUUGAGAAUAAGUGAAAUGUUGGCUUCUCUCGGUGUUUGAGGGAGCUGGUCAUUUGAAAAUGAGUGGUUAAACAUAUCACGCAAUGGCUCAAGGAUCAGGCCAUGGAACUCUUUAUAGAACUCACUACAAAACCCGUCUGGUCCUUGGGCCUUGCCAUUUUGCAGUUUCUUAAUUGCGAACAUGAUCUCUUCCUUGGUAAUAGGGGCAUUAAGGAGAGACCUCUGUUCUUCGGAGAUAGUAGGGAGCUCAAUCUUACAAAAGAAGUUCUCCAUUAAUUUGGGUGCAUCCUUUGGCAGUUCUGAGGCAAACAUUUGUAUAACAUUUCUUAAAUGAGUCACUUAUCAAUCAUUUAUAUUAAAAUAAAUUACCAUCAGAAUCAGUAAUAGUAGCAAUUGACUGAGAGUCAGCUCUCUUUUUAGCUAGGUAUGCCAAGUACUUUCCUGGCUUAUCGCCUUGUUCAUAUAGCUUUUGCCUGACAAAUCUCAUUUUCUUUUCAGCGUCCUGUAUUAGGAGAGAGUAUAACGUUGAUCUAAUGACUGAUAUUUCCUUUAAUAGGGCAGGAGUGGGAGUUUUAAUGUAGUCCUUCUCUUUAGUUCCUAAUUCACCCUCUAACAUUUUUUGCUUUUCACGCUUUUUCCGUCUAUAAUCAGACCCCUGGCAUACGGUCUCCCAAAGGAGCGAGGGGUUAUCUUUUGAUUGAGAGUUAAUAGAGAAAAAUGCUUUAAACUCUGUAAUAAAAUAUGAUGUGAAUGUAUGGUCUUUAAGAAUGGUUGUAUUCAACCUCCAAUGUCUUGACCGAUUGAAUGCCCCGUUGAGUUUUAUGACCAGGAUCACCCCAGCAUGAUCAGAUAUGAAUAUGCUUCCUAUCCUAGCGGAUAAAACAGACUGCAAAGACGUCCUGGGCAUAAAAAGGUAAUCUAUUCUAGUCUGACAUCCAUGAGGUGCAGAGAAAAAAGUGAACUCUGUUGGAGGGAUGAAAAGCUCUCCAGACAUCCGCAUACCCCAGAUCAUCACAAAUAGCUUUAAGUGACUUAGCUUGUGGAGAGAGUGAAGCUAUACCGCUUGGAAACUUAUCAAUAAGGGGGUUCAACAAGCAGUUAAAAUCUCCUCGAACCACUGCAGUGUCCGAGUUUAAUUCUGAAAAGUCUAGAAAUGCCUUAGUGAGGAAAUCAGGGGGGUGAGCAGGGGGGAAGUAAAUAUUCAUUAUGGAAAUGUUCUGCCCUUGUAAAGUACCAUUAAUUAUAACAAAGCGAACAAAUGUAUCUUUCACACAAUUCAAGACCUUAAGUGGUAAGUUCUUUUUCACCAGAAUUGCUACACCUCUACUUCUGGAUGUAAAUGAUGAGAAAAACACUUGACCAAACCCCCUUGUUGUAAUGUCAGGUGCUCCUUAUCAUCCAAAUGAGUUUCUUGCAACAGGGCAAUAUGAAUAUUUUCUUUUUUCAAAAAAGACAGUACCUUCUUCCUUUUAAUGGGGUUAUGGCUCCCUCUAAUGUUCCAUGUACAUACACGCAGUCUGUUACCUGCCAUUGUGUCUUGACCAUUCAAUAUCCAGACUGGAUCCUACUGUAAAAGUGGGCUGGUACCUUUUUCCAUGUGUUGAACUCUCCUCUAUCUCACCGAGCAUAAACAAACGAUAUGAGCCCUGAACUCGAACUAUACUAAACCCCAAAAUUAAACAUGUAAAGAUCCAAAGGGGGGUUUUCCCACUAGCUAACAUGCAGGAGAUUUCAACUCUCCAAUGUAGACUCUUAAGUCCGCAUUGCCGCUCAAUAGCCUCAUCCUUUAUAUGUAUGGAAAAGAAAAUCAAUAGAAGAAGAUUGAGGCUCUUCCACCUAAAACCAAGCCUGGGCACCAAUAUGGAUUCACACAUAUCUCAGCCUGAGCUAUAGUGGCCAUUACUUUAGCAAGAAAAAUAAUAAAGAUACGAAUAUUACUGAACCGGAGUACAUGAGGACUCACAGCACUGUUUCAUGAUCAGAUUCAACCAAAAAUAAAAACGUUAUCCAAUGCUGCGGAGGUGCAGCUUAAAGUUAUUUACCAGAGAGAGUCAAUAAACGCAGCAGCCUCUUCAGGUGUGUAGAGCUUUUUAGGCGAUCCGUUGACCAUAAUCUUCAAUGUGGCCGGGUACAACAGUGCGUAGUCCAUCUUCAUUCUCCUGAGUCGAGCCUUCGCCUCAUCAAACGCUUUGCGUCUUCGUACAACCGCAGUGGAAUAAUCAUUGAAGAAUGAGACCUUUGGACUUUUAAGUUGACUAUCAUCAGAGCCGAUGUUUCUAGCCGCAUCCAUGACGCGCUGCUUGUCGGUGAAGUUGUGGAACUUUAUUACCACUGGUCGUGGGCGCUGGUUGGGACCGGGUAUCGGUGCUUGAGAGCGAUGGGCUCUGUCCAGCUUCACACGACCAGCCUUAGUGUCCAUUUGUAGGUAGCCAGGGAUCCAUUCCUCAAAAUUUUACUGAACGUGUCCCUUCAGAAUUUUCCGGGAGUCCCACAAGAUGAAUAUUGCAUCUGCGUCCUCGAUUAUCCAAGUCGUCAAUGUGCUCCGCCAUUUCGCGCACCUGUUUCUCAAGUGCUUUUAUCUUAGCGUCCAGAGAUGUAGUUGACGUUUCCACUGCAGCAAUUCUUCCUUCCGCCUCAACAACACGUUUCACAACGCUCUGUAUUUCAGCUGAAUGGCCUGCUAUUGCUUCCAAGACCGUUCUUAUCUUAACAUCUAUCACUUUAGUAAUGUUAUCAGUCAUCUUUUGAAUCACCAGGUCCAUUGUGCCUGGAUCCGCAAUGGUGUUAGCUUCGCUAACGUUAGCUAGCUCCUCAUGCACAUCUACAGGGGUGGUGGUUUUGGUCGGAACAAACAGGGAACCUAGUCAACAGAGAGUUGCUGUAGACUAGACCAGGGUUUCCCAACCCCCCCCCUCCCUCCCAGUGGUCUAGAAUGGAGAUGACAAGCGCCUGGAUUAGAACCUGCGCCGCUUCCUGUCUGAGGAAGGGUCAUACUCUACCGGCUGGAGUGAGUCACUGCUUUGAUUUUUGCCGAAAAUGACAGGGUGUUUUCCAGGGUCACUCCAAGGUUCUUUGCAGUCUGGGAGGGGGACACAGUGGAGAUGUCAACCAUGAUGGAGAGGUCUUGGAGCGGGCAGGCUUUCCACAGCAGGAAGAGCAUCAACAUCUUGUUGAGUUUGAGGUGGUGGGCCGACAUCCAAGUUGAGAUUUCUGCCAGACACACAGAGAUGCGUGUGUAUGUGUGGUUUUUCAUAUAUGUUGUAUUUAAUAAACAUAAAAUGGGACUUUUCA
Oncorhynchus kisutch (coho salmon) is the source of this 8885-nucleotide messenger RNA. Its product is annotated as zinc finger protein 329-like. The coding region runs from base 242 to 1729 and encodes 495 amino acids. Lineage: Eukaryota; Metazoa; Chordata; Actinopteri; Salmoniformes; Salmonidae. The transcript has 3 exons. Gene Ontology annotation, biological process: regulation of gene expression. The record is from RefSeq and is a predicted model, not a curated record. Gene Ontology annotation, cellular component: nucleus.